Molecule: messenger RNA, 1400 nt
Organism: Stegastes partitus (bicolor damselfish)
Lineage: Eukaryota; Metazoa; Chordata; Actinopteri; Pomacentridae
Product: pancreatic alpha-amylase-like
Exons: 8
Coding region: 1-1356 (451 amino acids)
Biological process (GO): carbohydrate metabolic process
Molecular function (GO): cation binding; alpha-amylase activity
Source: RefSeq, a predicted model, not a curated record
AUGAAGUUGUUCAUUCUGGUUGCUGUGUUCGGGCUCAGCCUCGCUCAACACGACGCCCACCUCAAAUAUGGAAGGACAGCCAUCGUCCAUCUCUUCGAGUGGCGCUGGGCCGACAUUGCUGCAGAGUGUGAACGCUUCUUAGGGCCCAAAGGCUUUGGAGGUGUUCAGAUCUCUCCUCCAAGUGAGCACAUUGUGCUGGACAGUCCCUUUAGACCCUGGUGGCAGAGAUACCAACCAAUCGGCUACAACUUGUGCUCCAGAUCUGGCAAUGAGGACGAGCUGAAAGACAUGAUCACCAGAUGCAACAACGUUGGGGUCAACAUUUAUGUGGACGCCGUUAUCAACCAUAUGUGUGGAGCUGGUGGUGGAGAGGGAACACAUUCCUCAUGUGGCAGCUGGUUCAGUGCCAGCAAGCAAGACUUCCCCACUGUCCCCUAUUCCAACCUGGACUUCAACGACUACAAAUGUAAUACUGCCAGUGGAGAAAUUGAGAACUACGGUGACAAAUAUCAGGUGCGUGACUGUCGUCUGGUUAGUCUGUUGGACCUCGCCCUGGAGAAAGAUUAUGUCAGAGGAAAGGUGGCUGACUACAUGAACAAGCUGAUUGACAUGGGUGUGGCUGGGUUCAGAGUGGAUGCCACCAAGCACAUGUGGCCCGGUGACUUGGAGGUCGUCUACGGUCGUCUGCACAACCUCAACACCAAUUGGUUCUCUGGUGGCUCCAGAGCCUUCAUCUUCCAGGAGGUUAUUGAUCUGGGAGGUGAGGCCAUCUCAUCUAGUGAGUAUUUCCAUUUGGGAAGAGUGACUGAGUUCAAAUAUGGGGCUAAACUGGGAACUGUCUUCAGAAAAUGGAACAAUGAGAAGCUGUGCUACACCAAGAACUGGGGAGAGGGAUGGGGAUUCAUGGCUGAUGGCAAUGCUGUAGUUUUUGUUGACAACCACGACAACCAGAGAGGUCAUGGCGCUGGUGGUGCAUCCAUUGUUACCUUCUGGGACUCCAGACUCUACAAGAUGGCUGUCGGCUACAUGCUGGCUCACCCUUACGGUUUAACCAGGGUCAUGUCUAGCUUCCGCUGGGACCGCAACUUUGUGAAUGGAAAAGAUCAGAAUGACUGGAUGGGCCCUCCCAGCUAUGGUGAUGGAUCCACCAAGCCUGUUCCCAUCUACUCUGACCAGACUUGUGGAGAUGGAUGGGUGUGUGAGCACAGAUGGCGUCAGAUCACUUCUGGCCAGAAGGAAGGAAGCAGGUGCACUGGGAAGCAGAUCCAAGUUGGUGGUGAUGGCCGUGCCCACUUCAGGAUCAGCAACCAAGAUGAAGACCCCUUCGUUGCUAUCCAUGCUGAAUCCAAGCUGUAAACACAUUGUUAAUAAUAGAAUAAAUCAUAAUUUUUAAACUUGAA